GGAAGAGAUCCAGAAGGUCCAGACGGCUUGGAGGAGGACAAGGCCCCCCAUCUCGUCACGGCAUGGCGUUUGGAUGAGGAUGGCCAGAGAGACAUGGUGGGAGAUGUGACCUAUGCACUAGACGAGGUUCUCUGGCUUGCAGGUGGGGGAUUCCAUACCACAGAUGGAACACCUGUGGACAGCUUCAUGGCUACGAUGAAUGCGCAAACGUUCGCCUACUUUGCUGUGGCAUACUGGUAUUCUGUGCUGGAAUGGGUUGGUAAAAAAACGGGCCUCAUUCUUUAA
Penicillium samsonianum is the source of this 285-nucleotide messenger RNA. RefSeq lists its product as uncharacterized. The annotation marks the transcript as partial. The record is from RefSeq and is a predicted model, not a curated record. NCBI's taxonomy places the organism in Eukaryota, Fungi, Ascomycota, Eurotiomycetes, Eurotiales, Aspergillaceae. The transcript is spliced from 2 exons.